GAGCAGCGAAAUCUAUCAAUCACCAUCAACUCAAGCUAGCGGCAACAACCAUCGAGAUGUGGCGUCUUCAUUUGUUCCUACUCCUGUCCACCUGCUUUCUGGUGCCUCACGAUGCCAAGCCCACGAAGCGAUCCCCGGUUGGAUUUUCAUCGACCACACUGGUCUCGCUACUUUUGGAAACGGAAACUGGCAAUGGAACCACCGAUGUGCCCACAACUACUGAAACAACGACCCUAAGGACUCAGCGAGUGACAAACAUUGGACGAUUGGCCUCCAAGGAUCUGGCCGAUUUGCUCUUGGCCAGUAUGCAGGCACGGGGUGCCAAGUUGACCUCCUCCCAAGAAUCCACCAUGAAAUCGCUGCGCACCGAGGAAGGCAAGGAUACGAAGGGCAACAAUGUGUUCCUGCAGAUUGGCAUGGAUGUAAUCAUUGAUAUCUUGAUUGGAGCUCGUGAUAACGCCACUUGUGGAAGGAUCAUCCAGGACAUCGAUCAGUCGCAGGACCGAAACACCUUGACUCUGACACUCAAAUCCUUUUUGGCCCUCUGCGUCUUCAACGGCAUCGAGUGCGCCAAGGAUGAGGUGAGCCAGGUGAUCAAGAGCACCCACUUCCGCCAGAAGCAGCAGAUCAAGAUCGUUCACGAUGACAAUGACCACCAGCAGUCGGAGGGCUCGGGUCUUCGCACCGCCCGUCGCGUGGGCGUGAUCAAGGAUGAUCGCAACUCGGUGCUGAAGUUCCUGCAGGCACGCAACAUCAAGGAACUGAGCACCAUCCUUAAUACCCUGCUGAAGUUGUGCGGCGCCUCGGGUGGUGAGGCCCACAAAAUCAUCAGAAAUUUGCGAGAGAUGGGUCCCGAUAACGUCAGCCUGUUGCAAGUGAACGCUUUCAGCAUGCUAUCCGUAUCCCUUUUGGACAGUCUAUCGACCAUUGCCGAGGGUAAGAUCAGCGGCUUGUGCUCCGCCUCCCCCGAAAGCUGGAUCGUCCGCCUGCUGGCAAUGGGCGUGGACAAAGUGGUGCUAAUGGGCCUGAUGACCGCCCUCGAUCGCACUAUCGUCAACUCCUCCAGCGCUGAAAUGACCAAUGCCGCAGCGCUCAACAGCAUCAAUGGUGGCGAUUUUUCAAACUCGAAGUCCAAGGUUGACCAAAAGACAGCGGCCAAGCGUGCCAUUCUGGAUUCGGGCUCGGGUAACGAUUUUAAUCUGGCCCCUUCAGUGGAGGAAAUCGGCAAUCUGAAUACAGUCAACGAUCUUAUUAAUGCCAAUGUGCCCGUUGGAGCUAAUCUCCCAGUUUUGAGCACAAUUGAUGGGUCCAGUUCUAGCGGCAACACGCUCAACCAGUCCUCUGAUGUAGUCCUUGAUGGAGACUCAAACAAUUUCAACCGCCUAGUAGGUGCCAAAAUUCCCGUUCUAGCCAAUGCUCCAAUUUUGUCUAAUAUAAAUGGUGGAAGUGGCUCUGGGGGCGUGGGCAACAAUUUCAAUUUGGCACCAUCUGUCCAAGAGAUUGGCGAUUCCAACACGGUCAAUGAUCUAAUUAAUGCCAAUGUGCCAGUGGGAGCUUCUCUGCCAGUGUUGAGUAGCAUAGACGGAUCUGGCUUCAGCGGCAACACCUUGAAUCAGGGAACUGAUGUGCUGGUCAACGGAACCGGAAACACGUUUAACCGUUUGGUGGGCGCUAGAAUUCCGGUUUUAGCAAAUGCUCCGAUUUUGUCUUCGAUCAACAGUGGAAGUUCCGGCACUUCUGGUUCCUCGUCGUCGGGAUCUUCUAGCUCAGGUUCUUCGUCUAGCUCAUCGGGAAGUUCAUCUGGUGUGGGAAACAAUUUCAAUUUGGCACCAUCAGUUCAAGAAAUAGGCGAUUCCAACACUGUUAAUGAUCUUAUUAACGCCAAUGUGCCAGUGGGAGCUUCCCUGCCAGUGUUGAGUAGCAUCACCGGAUCUGGUUUCACCGGCAACACUUUGAAUCAGGGAUCUGAUGUGCUGAUCAACGGAACAGGAAACACGUUUACUCGUUUGGUGGGCGCAAGAAUUCCGGUUUUAGCGAAUGCUCCGAUUUUGUCUUCGAUCAACAGUGGAAGUUCUAGCACCUCCUCUGGCUCCUCUUCUUCGGGUUCAUCUACUAGUUCCGGAUCUUCUGGGUCUUCAACGUCGGGCUCUUCGGGUUCGGGUUCCACAUCUUCAUCUUCUGGCACUCCUAGUUCCUCUGGCUCGUCCGUACUUGGCAACAAUGUGAAUGUUAAAGGCGAUACCAUAACUGGAAAUAAGAAUUUCCUUUUCAAACUGCUUGAUCUUGGUCUGCCGAUCUCCUUGGCCGCUCCGGUUUUGAGUAUUAUUAAUCAGGGCUCUUCCACUGGUUCAUCGACGGGUUCAUCGACUAGUUCAUCGACUGGCUCAUCGACUGGUACUUCCUCUGGUUCCUCCACUGGUUCUUCCUCUGGUUCUUCGGGCGUUACUUCAACUGGUUCUUCGAAUAGUACUUCAAGUGGCGCCUCAGUGGGAAAUAAUGCUAACAUCGAUCCUAGCGUUGAUAUUGUUGGAAAUAACAAUCAAGUUACCAAGGUCGUUGAUGCCAACGUUGAUGCAUUGGCUAAUGUCCCGGUCCUUAGCAAAAUUACUGGAACUGGAUUUGCCAAUAAUCUGAAUCAAAAAUCCAAUGUACUUAUAAGAGGUGAUAACAAUACGGUAACAAAGGUUGUAGACGCCAAUGUCCCCGUUUUGGCAGCUGUUUCGGCGUUGAGCAGCAUCACCGGUAAAUCUUCUGGAAGCGGAUCCAGCAGUGGAUCUUCUGGAAGCGGAUCCAGCAGUGGAUCUUCUGGAAGCGGAUCCAGCAGUGGAUCUUCUGGAAGCGGAUCCUCCUCUUCGGGACUUUUGAGUGGACUAACAGGUAGCUCAGGAUCCUCAUCAGAUGGCCUUCUCGGUGGUGUCCUUGGCGGCGUGGUUCCCGUUGUUGGUGAAGUUGUCGGCGACGUUGUUCAAGCAGUGGGACCCGUUCUUGGUGGAGUCCUAAACACGGUGGAGCCCGUUCUCGGAGGUGUCCUAAACACGGUGGAGCCCGUUCUCGGAGGUGUCCUGAACACAGUGGAGCCCGUUCUCGGAGGUGUCCUGAACACAGUGGAGCCCGUUCUCGGAGGUGUCCUGAACACAGUGGAGCCUGUUGUCGGCGACCUGGUUGGCGGAGUUCUUAGUGGCGUGACUGGCUCUAGCUCUAGCUCCUCGAGUUCUCUAAGCGGUGUAACCAACCUUUUGGGAGGUAGUUCCUCUUCAAACGGUUCCUCGUCCAUAAUCGGAAACAGUGCUAGCAGCGGUGCCAAUACUUUGAUCACUGGCAACAACAACAACAUCGUUCGACUGGUGGAUGUCAAUGGAUUGGUCCUUGCCGACAUUCCCAUUUUGAGCAGCAUUACUAACCUUCUGGGAGUGACAGGACUAAUCGGAAACUCAGCCAACAAGGGUCCCAAGACUGUGGUUAUUGGUGACAAUAAUCGUAUUGUCAAGCUGAUCAACGUUGAUCUGUGGGUGUUGGCCUUCCUCGAUGUUCUCAACAUAGUCCGCGGUAGUGGAGGUGUUUGCAACCAGCUUAACUCUGGACCCAACACUGAGAUCAUUGGUAACAACAACGAUGUGGUUCAACUGGUUGAUGUGGAUUUGAGCGUGUUGCUUGUGGUUGAUUUGCUGAGUCACUUGAUCACCAAUGUGGCCAAUGACUGCAGCGGCAAGACCACGACAGUUGCACCCACUCAGUCCCCAACUGAGUCGCCAACUGAGUCGCCAACUGGGUCGCCAACUGAUUCGCCAACGCAGUCUCCCACUGAGACACCCACCUACGGGCCACCCACCAAUGAGCCACCCACCAAUCAGCCACCCACCAAUCAGCCACCCACCGUUCAGCCUCCUACCAAUCAGCCUCCUACCAAUCAGCCUCCUACCAAUCAGCCUCCUACCAAUCAGCCUCCUACCAAUCAGCCUCCUACCAAUCAGCCUCCUACCAAUCAGCCUCCUACCAAUGAGCCACCCACCAACCGCCCGCCGUCGCCCAGUCCCAACAACUGCUAUCGCAGAUACUGCCGCAAGUGGCGCACCCGUCCCAGCUACUUGUGCUACAAGAACUGCGGUGGUGCCUUCGUCUACAAGCCCUAAAUCAGCAACCGUGCACCGCCACCACUACCGAAACCGAGAGAACCACCGAAACCACUGGCUGCACAGGUACUCAAUCUUGUUAUGCGUGGCUCUGCCAGCCGCCCUGCCUUUGGGCAUUUAUUUAUUUUGUCUACUUUCUAAGCAUUCU
Molecule: messenger RNA, 4278 nt
Organism: Drosophila melanogaster (fruit fly)
Lineage: Eukaryota; Metazoa; Arthropoda; Insecta; Diptera; Drosophilidae
Exons: 14
Coding region: 57-4130 (1357 amino acids)
Source: RefSeq, marked reviewed